Molecule: messenger RNA, 526 nt
Organism: Hippopotamus amphibius kiboko
Lineage: Eukaryota; Metazoa; Chordata; Mammalia; Artiodactyla; Hippopotamidae
Product: protein tyrosine phosphatase type IVA 1-like
Exons: 1
Coding region: 5-526 (173 amino acids)
Biological process (GO): protein dephosphorylation
Cellular component (GO): nucleus
Molecular function (GO): protein tyrosine/serine/threonine phosphatase activity
Source: RefSeq, a predicted model, not a curated record
UAACAUGGCCCGAAAGAACCGCCCAGCUCCUGUGGAAGUCACUUACAAGAACAUGAGAUUUCCUAUUACACACAAUCCAACGAAUGCGACCUUAAACAAAUUUAUAGAGGAACUUAAGAAGUAUGGAGUUACCACAGUAGUAAGAGUAUGUGAAGCCACUUACGACACUGCUCUUGUGGAGAAAGAAGGCAUCCGUGUUCUCGAUUGGCCUUUUGAUGAUGGCGCAGCACCGUCUAACCAGAUUGUUGACGACUGGUUAAGUCUUGUGAAAAUCAAGUUUCGUGAAGACCCUCGUGGUCGUAUUGCCGUUCACUGUGCUGCAGGCCUCGGGAGAGCUCCAGUGCUUGUUGCCCUAGCGUUGAUUGAAGGUGGGAUGAAAUAUGAAGAUGCCGUACAGUUCGUAAGACAAAAGCGGCGUGGAGCUUUUCACAGCAAGCAACUUUUGUAUUUGGAGAAGUAUUGUCCUAAAAUGCAGCUGCGCUCCAAAGACUCCCAUGAUCAUAGAAACAACUGUUGCAUUCAAUAA